UUUUUCACCCAAAAAAGCACAAAACCAAAAGCUCCAAAAAAAAGAAUCAAUCAUCAGAUCCACCGUCCACGGCCCUGAUUCAAUCUCCUGGAGAUCUCCGAUCGCUUUCGCCCCAAAACAAAAGCUUUCAGAUUCUCUGCAUGCAUCGCAAUCCGUUCGAUUUUUGUAUGAUUGGAAAUCCGAAUUGAUGGGUUUCUUGUCGGAUCGGACGGUCAACGAUUCUUCAACCUUUUCUUUCUCUUUUGCCUCCGAGUCUCUUUCUUCUUUCCCGAUUUGAACCGCCAAAUCGCGUCUCGGAUUCGUUUGUCUCUGCGGACUAAGGAUUUCGGGUUUUUUUUUUCGGAUUAAAAUUCAGGAAGGAUGAGCGUGACGAAGUCUCAGGUUUGGCAGCCUUGCAAGAAGAAGAGGUAGUUUUAGAGAGAGAAAGGAAGAGGUAUUGCGGACUGGAAUUUUGAGAGAGAAAUUUGGAAGAUUUUAGAGAGAGAAGCGAGGGGAGAGAGGGUUGGAGGAGAUGGCGUCGAGGUCGAACACUGGAAGCAGGACGCGGGUCGGGCGGUACGAGCUGGGUCGGACUCUCGGGGAGGGGAAUUUUGCCAAGGUCAAGUUCGCGCGCAACGUCGAGACAGAUGAGAACUUUGCGAUCAAAAUUCUCGACAAGGAGAAGGUCCUCAAGCACAAGAUGAUCGGCCAGUCAUAUUCUCUCCUUUUGCAGAUCAAACGAGAAAUAUCAACAAUGAAACUAAUUAGACAUCCAAAUGUCAUCCGCAUGUAUGAGGUGAUGGCUAGCAAGACGAAAAUAUACAUUGUUUUGGAAUUUGUGACUGGUGGAGAACUAUUUGACAAAAUUGCAAGUAAAGGAAGAUUGAAAGAAGAUGAAGCAAGAAAGUAUUUUCAGCAGCUUAUAAAUGCUGUUGAUUACUGUCACAGCAGAGGUGUUUUUCAUAGAGACCUAAAGCCAGAGAAUUUGCUGCUGGAUGUUAGCGGGACUCUUAAAGUUUCAGAUUUUGGACUGAGUGCACUACCUCAGCAAGUUCGGGAAGAUGGAUUGCUUCAUACGACAUGUGGGACACCAAAUUAUGUUGCCCCUGAGGUGAUCAACAACAAAGGGUAUGAUGGUGCGAAAGCGGAUUUAUGGUCUUGUGGUGUGAUUCUUUUUGUCUUAGUGGCUGGCUAUUUGCCUUUUGAAGAUUCCAACCUCAUGGCAUUAUACAAAAAGAUAUUCAAGGCUGACUUCACAUGCCCUCCAUGGUUCUCCUCAAGUGCAAAGAAGCUAAUCAAGAGAAUCUUGGAUCCUAACCCCUUGACAAGAAUUACAAUUGCUGAGGUCAUUGAGAAUGAGUGGUUUAAGAAAGGAUAUAAGCCACCUAGUUUUGAACAAGUUGAUGUCAGUCUUGACGAUGUGGAUUCUAUAUUCAAUGAAUCGGCGGAUUCUCAGAACCUUGUAGUGGAGAGGCGAGAAGAGCGGAAUGUGGCGCCUGUCACAAUGAAUGCCUUUGAGCUUAUCUCUACAUCCCAGGGCCUGAAUCUCAAUAGUCUUUUUGAGAAACAAAUGGAUCUUGUUAAACGAGAAACAAGGUUCACAUCCAAACGUCCAGCUAAUGAGAUAAUUUCUAAAAUUGAGGAAGCUGCAGGGCCUUUGGGUUUUGGUGUAAAGAAAAAUAACUUCAAGUUGAAGCUGCAAGGUGAAAAAACGGGACGUAAAGGUCAUUUAUCUGUUGCAACAGAGAUUUUUGAGGUGGCCCCCUCGCUUUACAUGGUUGAGGUUCGCAAGUCAGGGGGAGACACUCUGGAAUUUCACAAUUUCUACAAGAACCUGUCGACGGGGCUGAAGGAUAUAGUGUGGAAAUCAGCAGAUGAAUCAAGGAAGGAAGCACAUGAUGCCGCAGCCGCAGCCGCAGGUGCAGCCGUAGGUGCAGGUGCAGGUGCAGGUGCUGGGCCAUCUAGGUGAUUGACUUCCUCGGCCGAACAUGUUGAUGGGGUUUCUUUGUUGAAUGCUGUUUCUGUUUUUUCGAGUUUUUCAGUGAACAUCAUCGGACGUCCGUUGUCUAUCGAGUACAAACAGUAUUAUGGGAGUGUAUACAGUAUUAUGUAUAACUAGUACCUUGGUUUAUCUCCUUCGAGUGACCCUGUCAUUCAGAAGUCAAAUGAAUGCAGUAUACUUGUUGGGGGUUGUAUCUUUUGAGAGAGAAGAAGAUUCAACGUCAAGUUAGACUCUCUUCGCAAUUGAAAAACAUUUUAAAGUUAAUAUGAAAACAUAUGCAAAUUGUAUUUUA
Pyrus x bretschneideri (Chinese white pear) is the source of this 2273-nucleotide messenger RNA. RefSeq names its product CBL-interacting serine/threonine-protein kinase 23. The transcript has 15 exons. Bases 512 to 1948 code for a protein of 478 amino acids. NCBI's taxonomy places the organism in Eukaryota, Viridiplantae, Streptophyta, Magnoliopsida, Rosales, Rosaceae. Gene Ontology annotation, molecular function: ATP binding; protein kinase activity. The record is from RefSeq and is a predicted model, not a curated record. Gene Ontology annotation, biological process: protein phosphorylation; signal transduction.